This is a messenger RNA of Pristis pectinata (smalltooth sawfish), 4736 nucleotides long. RefSeq lists its product as uncharacterized. The record is from RefSeq and is a predicted model, not a curated record. Bases 285 to 2405 code for a protein of 706 amino acids. The transcript is spliced from 20 exons. NCBI's taxonomy places the organism in Eukaryota, Metazoa, Chordata, Chondrichthyes, Rhinopristiformes, Pristidae.
GGGAGGCGCGGAGCGUGGGUGUGAGCUCAAGCGGCUCCCAAUUGGUGGCCUCCCUGGGCCGUCCAGGUACACGUUCCCGGCAGCAGAGGCGCGGCCCCGCUUGGCUUGGUAUCCACCCCCGGGAGUCUCUCUCAGUGCAUCGGGGAGGGGCAUGAUAACAGUGAGUCAAGGGCCGCCCUGGGAACCCGAGCUGCCGCCAUCUUCGGGUUACAGGGAGGUGCACACUUCCACCUCCAUUGUGCUUCCUACAUUUUUUUUCCGACUUAAGUUGAGUGGAACUGCAGAUGGAGCAGGCUGAGAGCGUUAUUGUAAUAAGUGACACCGAAGGAGACAAUGAUGGUGAAUCUUCAGUGUUCAUUGUAGAAAAUUCUCCAGAAGUUUUGGAUAUAGCCAAGGAUAAAAGCACUGAAAUAAUUGACGAAGAAUGUGGGCUUGCCAUUACAUACAGCAAAAAGGGCAAUGUUAUGCCACAUGCACGAUAUGACUGUGUGGAACAAGAUUUUACGCGAACAGAAAAUGAGGUAUCGGGGCCUGCUGGUAACAAUUUAAGUUUCUGUGAACAGUGCUAUUGUUACAUCUGUGACAAACUUGCUUCUGAGUGCCAAUACUGGAACCUUCCCUCAGUUUGUCAUUGCAAUGCUCACAAUAAGAGUAAAUACUGGAAAGCACAUCGAGAUGUUGCACUAACAGGUGCACUCUCAAUAUUCAACUUCAAUCUGGUUGACAUUGAUUCAGAGCUUCGACAUGGAGGUGCUUUAUUGCAGAAAUUUUGUUUAGAGCUUGCUUUGGAAUAUAAUAAAUACUUGAUGGGAAUAACAACCUCUAGGAGCUCCUUGAUACCAUGCAUUUGUACUUGUCACAAUCAAUUUAAAGUGUUUUGUGAAAUGUGUCAGGUGAACCACGUGGAGAUCAGACUCUACAGUUACACGCCAGUGUUUAAUAUGGUGAACAACUUCCUGCAUCAGGCAGAGAAGGAGAAGCCAAAAGCAGCUGCCAUCAUGAUGACUGGAGUGGCAAAAGAAAUUCUUCUUCAUAAACAACAUCCACAGGAAGUUUUCAAUAAAAAUGAUCACACCUCAACUCCUAGCCAGGCUGUACCAAUAUUUAUGCACAGAAUCACCAGUGCGUUGCAAAGGAUGCUUGUAUUGAGUGACUUCCCUCCUUAUCUAUUUAACAAGUUGAAAACCUUCUAUAAAACUCUUGUGCUUCCUUCUUAUUGCUAUAUCUUUACUAAUAGUCUCAAUGUGCUAUCAUGGGAGGAUCCGUUCCUGACCUCUAUCCUCAGGGGUCAAAAUAUCACUGGGCAACGACAAAAGAAAGGCAGAAAGGAAACAUUAUGGGAGGACUACCCUGUUGUGCACGCACGGGUGGAAAGGAUGGAGUCAAGAGAAGAGUACAGAGAGUUGGUUCGAUACCUACGAGUAAUAAAAUGCAAUGAUACAUUAAAGCUACGAGCUCUACAAGAUAAAGUUCCGUUCUACUUUUGCAAGUAUGGAGAUUUUAAUUCAGCUGCACAAUCAUUUCAUCUAAAUUCCAGCCUUUCUUGCUGCAUAGCCUGUCGUUUAACACCUUACCAGUACAAGGUAUACUUAAAAAUUCUCAGGACUGGAACUGUACCUGCUGGUUGUGAACUUACAGAUGAAGGACACUGGGUACUGGUGGAAGGUGGUAAUUUGAUGAAGAGUUGUUUACUGCUAAAAUGCUCACUCAGGAUCUUAUUUGUCAAUGAAGUUCUCUACAGAGAUGUUCGCUGCUGGAGCAGACUGAUUCAAAUUCACUGCAAUUAUUUUGCAAUGGAAAAUGAUGUGCUGCAAGUGCCACCACCUGGAUUUGUGAAAAACACUGCUGUCCUUUCUGCAUCAGUUCUUGAAGAUCUGAAAAAUGGAAUAGUGGGCUUGCCUAAACCAUUUUCCUCAGUGCUUCAUCGGGAGUCUGCAUUGAUUCUGGUGACGAUAGCUGCUGCGCAGAUGUUGCAUGAGAAUAUCUCCAGAAUGAAAAUUGUUCUGCCAUUAAUUGUAGCUUAUGGGAAGAAUUUCUGGGCUCUGAAGCUCUUGUUCGACAGCCUAAGCACGAAAGAGGAAAUUUUGCAUCAUUUCUGUGCCAUUCUGAGCAACAAUAUUUAUGUACAUAGAAGCAUGGUGAUUGAUGUGGUUAAGUGUCAUGAUGCCAACUAUGUCUCUGACCUUGUGACCCUCUUUCUGUCCUUUAAACAAACUACUGUCCAAUCUUUGAGCAUUCCUGUGCUCAAUGUUCUUGUGGAGGCAUGGCAUGAAUUCAAAACCAUGGAAUGUCUAUGGAUACAAUCUCUUCAUAGCUUUCUACAGAAUAAGGUUGUUCCAGCCAUGGAAAUGGUCAACACUGCACAGUUUAUUGAAUUACGGAAUAAACUAAACAGGAUACUUUAAACAAAGUUUGAUAUGUCCUGGAAACUAUCCAAGUAAUGUACAGUGGAUUACCAUGGCAAUGCACCUUGUUAUACUAUGACUGUGAAAAUUGCUCCUGAGACAUUACAUAUAGUGAUGACUUUUAAACUUAAUCUGCAUUAUCAUACAACUAUGGAAACAAGGCACAAAUAGAAAACCUACAGUUUUUAAAAAUCAUCUGACAUUUUCCAUGUUCAUAGAAUGCUCUGAAGAUAUUAGCAUCUUAUUACAAAACAAUUUAAAAUAUUGGCAUCAAGGGUUUCUAUAAGUAAAGCUAAUUUAUCCCUACUUUGUUUUGUUACCAUGUUUAUAUUGUGCUCCAGAAGCAAGUAGUAUUUGGCGGCGGUGGGGGGAAGGAAUAAUCAAGGGUGAUGGGAUGGGGGAGGAAGUAGGAUCUGGACAUUGUGUCUUAUAAAUAUUUAUUUAUUUUUGCUUUCUAGAGGAAAGAUCAUGAAAAGAAUAGUGCAAGUAUAAUUGGUUUCAUGGUAUUGACUUUGUGCAUCUCAAACCAGUAAAACAAAGGAAAGACCAAAUAUGCCAUCCUUAAAAUAGAAAUUAACAUCAUAGUUUAACAAAGUCCACCCUUCCAUUUUGGGUUAUUUUAGUAAUUUUUGUUUUUUAUUCUGGUCAGGAAUGGUUGCACAGAAAUACAACUCUCUUUAAACCAUCUAUAACAACUGAGAAAGUUUUUUUUUUAAAAUGUCAAACUCAAUCUCCUCCAAGUAAAGAUUUAAUAAAUCAAACUCCUACACCACAUGGCUAUUAAUGCCAGAUGGAAGAGCACAACUUUCCCCCAUUUUAAAUAGUUUGUUUAUUUAUUUAAUAAACUCCUUCCAAUUGUUAAAUGUUACUAUGUUUGAAAGGCAGUCUCCAAAUGCAUUCCCUACAUUGUAGAAAAUGAAAUCUUGAAGUGACAAAGUAAAUAAAACCAGUAAAAUUAAUUUGAAGUUAAUGCUUAUUUAUCUACAGAGCUGUGCCCAACUCUGGCUUAUCCUGAACCACAACCAACACAUUUCAGAUAUUAGCCCACCCACCACUGAGUCAGCAGAUCGUGGUUUGAAGUUGGGCACCAGACCCUGAGCACAGAAUCUAAACUAACUGUUCAGUACAGCAAAGGGUGCUACCUUAUUAGAGAUAUUUAACAAGGACCACACUGCAAUCUAGGGUAAACAUCAGAUUAAUGUCUUGGGACCUUUAAAGAAUAAUAAGGGAGUUAUCAGUAACUGGUCAAAAUUUAUCCUUUAAACAAUAUUACCAAAACACAUGAUCUGUUUAUCAUCUCAUUGACAUUUGUGGGAACUUGCUGUCCUUAAAUUGGCUGCCAUAUUUUCUUCAUUACAACAGGUUACACAGAAAAUAUCAUUGAUUGUAAACAAUGUAGGCCAUAAUAAAAGUAAUGUGAAAAGUCCUGUAUAAAUCCAAGCCUUUUUUUAUUCACCAUCUUUUGUGUUUGACAUUUUGUGGUGUGGAGAUAACAACAUGUGAGUACAUUUGUUAUUUCUUUAGAUGAAAGAAAAUAGUCAAAUUUGUAUUGGGUAGAAUUGUAAUACAGAAUUCUUCAAUAAUUUAAGUGUUUUUAUGCUGCUUUCCUAUGAGAGCGAAGAUAUCUCUUCGGCAGAAUAAUGCUGCAAGAGCAACGUUUUUGUACUAUGGUCUGCUAAUCUGUUUUCAGCUUUCCAUUUCAUUCUCCCUUUAAUUUUUAACAAACCUAUUUACAUUAAAGCAAGAUGAUGUUCCACCAUUUGAAAACAUUAUAAAGUAUUGAGACUUCCAUGAACCAUCUUGUGAUUUUUUUUUUUGGAUGAGUUUUAUGCUUGGAGCAUCAUGCAAGUUUUUGAGUCCAUUUUUGUCUGUAUAUCUGUUUGAGCUUGAGUUUUCUGUUUGGCAUUUUCCAGCAUAGCAAGUAGUACCCUUUAAUAAUAAGGGAUUUUCUGUGAUGAGGAUUCUAAUAAAGUGAAUGAAAUCUUUAACCUUCAGGAAAAUCCUUUUAAUGUUAUUUGAAUCUUGUAAAUUAUAUAGUAUUGUAUUUUUACAUAAUGUUUUUAUGGUUUCUGGCAGACAUGUCUGUGUGAAAUAUGUGAGGCAUCAGCCUUCUGGGCUGUAUUUUCUUGACGUUACUAUGGCAAAAGCCAAGGCUGCUUGCAAAGAAAAACACUUGGUGUAGAACCUAAAAUGUAUGCAACUGCUAUUAAAGAACUUUGUUCCAAUUUUUUUAAGGAAAGCCUUGUAUAUUCUUCUAGAGAUUCAGUAUUAUUCAUGUUUUUUUUUUAAAUCUAUGUUCCUGUGUAAUCACUUCAAUAAAUUUUUCAAUUU